Ceratina calcarata is the source of this 674-nucleotide messenger RNA. RefSeq lists its product as uncharacterized. The transcript is spliced from 2 exons. NCBI's taxonomy places the organism in Eukaryota, Metazoa, Arthropoda, Insecta, Hymenoptera, Apidae. The record is from RefSeq and is a predicted model, not a curated record. Bases 120 to 443 code for a protein of 107 amino acids.
UUCCAUGUCGCUAAUUUCCAUAAUUACACAGACGCUAAAAUCACAAUAUCCUCUGCCGGCAGAAAGGAGUAACCUACGUGAGCUUCCUCCUCCACCCAUAGCAGCGUCACACGAGGAGAAUGCCUGGUCGGGAGGGUGGAAGCGGCAUUUACAGGGAAAGAGAAAGGGACAGGGCGAAAGAGGACGAGUGGUCCGUGAAUGAAAAGAAAAGAGAAGGCUGUGCAGGUUGCGAGGAAGAGGUAGAAGAGGAGAAGGAGGCGGGAGGAAGCGGCUGGCUAGAGAUAAAGGUCCCCGGCUGGCAUAGACCUGCCAGCAAGAGCACGCCUCUCGACUCGAAUUUUGAAAGGCAGCCAACUCGGAAAAGUGGGUUUAAAAGUCUCUCGAUAAGUGCCGGCGUGAUGGCCCGACGGGUACUGCCGUCGCUUCCACCUACUGGCUGUUAGAAACAUUUCUGUUCAGCGUAAAAGCGGGUUGAUAUUCGCGAGUGCGGGAUCAUUCCCAGCUUCUCCAGCCGCUCUAAUCGCGCUCAACUUAGAAUUCGGUUCGCAAGAUGACCGCGACGGGGCAUCGAACCUCAGCAGAAAACUACACGGGCGAUCAUGCACGUCCGUACGCGAAAGCUUGAGGCUCAAUCGCCAUAGAGGAUAGCGGAACGAACCUUGCCAAAAAGUAUA